AUGGAAAGUUGGCAAGAUUUUAUUACACAAGAACUUGCAGACUGUUGGCGUCUGGAGGAAGUAGGGGAUCUGGGGACUCUUGGACUUGGAGACAUUUUGAAAUAUGACUUUGGUUUUGGCCAUGAAGAUUUUGAUACACAUUCCAUGGCUGAAGAAGUCACAGUGGAAUAUAAUGAAGGGUCAGUCACCAUGUUCUACUGCGUCCUGGGCUUGAUGUGUUUCCUGGCCAUUGAUAGCUUCACUGUGGCCUUCCUGGCCAGAAAGUUACCUGACAGUUUCAACGAAGUCAAAUUUAUCACCUUCAGCAUGUCGCCAGGGGACCUCAUCGUCGGUGGAAUCACUUCCCAGCUCUUCUCCUUUUCUGAGGGCGCAGACUUCAACACACACCCCACACCAAAGUAUGAUGUUGAACCUGUUGCAAUGCUGAAAAAAUAUCAACAUGCCCUGUCCUUUGUAUUUGCUGUGAAAGAGAUCAAUGAGAACCACAAGAUCUUACCCAACAUCACCUUGGGGUUCCAUGUUUAUGACAGCCACUUUGAUGCACAGGUAACUUACCAGAACACUUUGAACCUUCUAUUUAAUCAGAAGAGAACCGUUCUCAACUUCAACUGCGACAUGAAGAAGAACCCUGUUGCUGUCAUUGGGGGACUUGAUUCAGAAACAUCCCUCCACAUAGCCACUAUCUUAGGGCUUUACAAGAUACCACAGGUUACCUACUGUAUAUAUACUCCAGUUGUGAAUGAUGUAACCUAUCACUUCUCCUUGUACCGCAUGGUCCCCAAUGAAGAACAUCAGUACAGUGGAAUGGUCAAGCUGCUGCUAUACUUUCAAUGGAAGUGGGUCGGGAUCAUGGCCAUGGGUGAUGACAAAGGAGAAAAGUUUGUGCAGACGAUGAAGCAAAGAUUUUCUCAGAAUGGUAUCUGUACAGGCUUCACCGAGAGAAUGCCAAUCCAGAGCAACAUUUUAGGUGUUAUUAACUUUUAUGACAUUUUUAUGAAUAUGGCAACAUUGCUAAGCAAGACAAGUGUCAAUGUAGCUAUUGUAAGUGCUGACACUCAUAUGAUAUUAGAUCUGCAGGUGGUUCUCAAUCUGGGUAUUACUAAUAUGAUGCCUAUUAACAAGGUGUGGAUAAUGACAGCCCACUGGGAUUUUUCCGUUCAUCCGUUAUUCAAGAAACUGGACAUUCAGAUUUUCCAUGGCGCCUUGUCCUUUGCAGCUCACUCCAAUGAGGUUCAGGGGUUCCAACAUUUCCUUCAGGUCCAUAGUUCCCAAUCUGAUGGAGAUGGCUUUAUCAAAGUCUUCUGGGAGCAAGCGUUCAGCUGCUUAUUUCCAGAUACUGGCAUGGGUGAAGAGAGUAGCGGGAGUUGCAGUGGUAGGGAAAAGUUAGAGAGCCUUCCUGGACCUUUUUUUGAAAUAAGUAUGACCAGCCAAAGCUACAGCAUCUAUAAUACUGUCUAUGCUGUGGCACAUGCAUUGCAUGCCCUGUAUUCAUCCGGAAAGAGACAUGGAGAAAUGGUGGGUGGAAAGCGUCUGAAAACUUCUAAGCUGCAACAUUUUAAGCUUUACCCUUUUCUGAGAAGUAUCUCAUUUAACAACACUGCUGGGGAUAAGGUCUCCUUUGAUGAGAAAGGUGAACUGAUAGCUGGAUUUGAUAUUAUCAAUUGGGUUACUUUCCAAAAUAAAUCCUUCCUAAAAGUGAAAGUAGGGAGGAUGGAUCCUCAGUCACCGCUGGACAGAGAGUUCUCCAUUAAUAAGGCUAUAAUUACAUGGCACAGCGGAUUCCAAAAGGCUGUGCCCAUUGCAUUGUGCAAUGCCCCUUGCCACCCAGGUUCCAGCAGAAAAAAGAAGGAGGGAGAACCAUUUUGUUGCUAUGAUUGUGCUCUAUGUCCAGAAGGGAAGAUUUCGGACAAGAGAGACAUGGAUGAUUGUUUCCACUGUCCAGAAGAUCAAUAUCCUAACAAAGAGAGAAACCAGUGUCUUCCCAAGGACCUAAACUUCCUGUCUUAUGAUGAACCUUUGGGCAUCAGUUUGACUGCAUUGGCUCUGGCUUUUUCUAUAGUCACUGCUUUUGUCCUUGGACUCUUCAUCAAGCACUGGAAGACACCAAUUGUCAAAGCCAACAACCGGAACCUCACCUACACCCUGCUCAUCUCCCUCCUGCUCUGCUUCCUCUGCUCCUUGCUAUUCAUUGGCCAGCCUCAGAUCCCAACCUGCUAUUUACGACAAACUGCUUUUGGUAUCAUCUUCUCAGCGGCUGUUUCUUCUGUCUUGGCAAAAACCCUCACUGUUGUUUUGGCUUUCAUGGCAACUAAACCAGGAUCCAAGAUGAGGAAGUGGUUGGGGAAAAGAUUUUCAACCUCUAUUAUUCUCUGUUGCUCAUUUAUCCAAGCAAGUAUUUGCAUGCUAUGGCUGGGUACUGAGCCUCCAUUCCCAGAUCUUGACAUGCACUCUCUGCCUGAGUAUAUUAUAGUCGAAUGCAAUGAGGGCUCACCCAAUAUGUUCUACUAUGUUCUUGGUUACAUGGGAUUUCUGGCUCUUGUUAGCUUCGUUGUCGCUUUCUUUGCUCGGAAGCUUCCGGACACUUUUAAUGAAGCCAAAUUUAUCACUUUUAGCAUGCUGGUGUUUUGCAGUGUGUGGCUUUCAUUUGUUCCAACUUAUUUAAGCACCAAAGGGAAGUAUAUGGUGGCUGUGGAGAUCUUCUCUAUCUUGGCCUCCAGUGCUGGAAUACUUGGUUGCAUUUUCUCCCCUAAAUGUUACAUAAUUAUUCUGAGGCCAGACCUGAACAGUAAAGAGCAGCUAAAAAAGAGGAAUAAGUAA
This is a messenger RNA of Podarcis raffonei (Aeolian wall lizard), 2817 nucleotides long. RefSeq names its product vomeronasal type-2 receptor 26-like. Gene Ontology annotation, cellular component: membrane. The coding region runs from base 1 to 2817 and encodes 938 amino acids. The transcript has 8 exons. NCBI's taxonomy places the organism in Eukaryota, Metazoa, Chordata, Lepidosauria, Squamata, Lacertidae. The record is from RefSeq and is a predicted model, not a curated record. Gene Ontology annotation, molecular function: G protein-coupled receptor activity. Gene Ontology annotation, biological process: G protein-coupled receptor signaling pathway.